Messenger RNA from Ectocarpus siliculosus, 2187 nucleotides. NCBI's taxonomy places the organism in Eukaryota, Phaeophyceae, Ectocarpales, Ectocarpaceae. The record is from the annotation of a GenBank genome assembly.
AUGGCAGCUAUGAGAGGCGGGAGAGGUGGGAUUGAGGAUGAUCUCAUCGGCGCCGUGAAGGAGAUUUCGAAAUUGAGCAAGGAGAAUAAGACGGUCAAGCGCGACCUCGCUUCGGCUGUGAGCGAGAACGCCAGGCUCGUGAAGACCCACGAAGACAGCCGCAAAAAGCUGGAGUUGGCCCACGCGAAAGAGAUAGAAGACAUGACGAAAGCGAUAGAAGACGCGAAGAAGAACGAACGGGAGGCGAUCGAAACGGCCGAAAAGACUUUCGCGGAGCUGAAGAAUUGCACAAUAGAGAAGGAGAAGAUUAAGACAGAGCUGGGCGAGGCAAGGGCGGCGCUGGCGGAGGCAGCGGCAGCGACUGCACGGGCCCCCGCCAACAGGCGUAGGGUCACCGCCAUCGGAGUUCGUCAGAUUUCUCCCGUCGGGGGGGGCGCGGGGCCAAAAGGAGGAGGGUCUCAGUAUGCGAUGGAAGACGGGGAGGAUGACAACGGAAGGGGGACGGCAAGCGGGUUGGGGAGGGAUGACAGCGGCGGUCAACCGAUGGAGGGCGGUGACGACGAGGGACAGGAGGGCAACGACGAUGAGGAACAAGAGGGCAAUGGCGACGAGGGACAGGAGGGCAGUGACGACAAUGAGGACGGGGAGGGGGGCGUGGAAGAGGAGGGUGACGCAGACGACAACGGGAAAGGAGGCGCUGGGUGGUUCGGGUGGAUCACCGGGAGCGCCAAGAAGAGGCGUAGGGGCGAGUAACCAAUCGUGCCGUGUCAGCCUCAAAGCCUGCAUUACGUUCGAGUUAGGCUACCUCCCCCAGGAGUUAUGCCGCCCAUGGGGGUUUCACUCGCCCGUGGUUGGGUGGUUGGGUGUGACUUUGUGAACCGCUGUCUUUCAAUCACACUCCCAAUCCGUGCACUAGUUGGCGUGCGGAUCUGACAUCUUUCCCGGUGCUUUCCCCUCCGGGUCGAGUCCCAGGAGGCAGAAAAGGCGCUUGUACAGACCGGGAACUUUAACUUUGACUCUAUCGGGCUAGAGUUCCAACCCGGCUAUUUCACUUAGGUACCCUCCCGUGGCGCGCGUUUGAGGACUGUUUGUAAGGAUGCAAAAUCGGGUAAGGUAUUACAGCAUUUAGCCGACAUUUGUCUACAGCCAAGAAGCCUUUAUCAAGCUUGCGCUCGUGCCUGCAUUCGAAGGCCUUCCGUUCACGUGUCGUGUACCUUUGUGUUUUGGGAGUUUUCACGGAAGCAAUCGAAGCCGUAUUCAACCACCGAGUGUGAAGCGUGUUUUUUGUCCCUGAUGAAUGAUUCUACUGUAGCUUGAAGCACUGCGUGAGGUAUCGAGGCUACAAAGUCCGGCCACCGUAUUGUUCUGUUGUAUUUUUGUGUUGGAGGGUUUCUUUGCUUUCGAGGUGUUGUUAGAGAAGGUAGCACAAGUGUUUUAAAGUUGUAGUUUAACGAACACUUUUCGAGGCUCUGCCGUUUUGUGCAAUGUGGUCGUCUUUCCGCUAAAAGUACACAUCGCCCAGCGGCGUUGAGUCAACCGACGGCGUUGAGCCACGAUUGGCGGUGCUUGUACGUGUAAGGAUCGAGUAGUCGAGAGUGCAGACCACUGGUAAAGAUGCUCGACAAGAAGGGCACAGUAGAAAACAGAUUGUUUUUGGGGUUAUUUGUUACUUGGCGCUUUUUGCACGAAUACCUUCGAAGCGAUGUGUGUACGUGUUUGUGGUACAUCGAUGCGUGUUACUCACCGAGCUCGUUUUUCUCGACGUUUCAGGGGAUGGGAGCGACUGCCGGACGUAUUGCUACGCUGGUUGAUGAUGUAGCUCGGGAUGUAGAUACCGUUUGUAAAUGCGGGCGUAGCUUCCCCGCAUAUCUGCGUAGUGUUGAUCAGAGGAAGUCAUGCAUUGGGCGUACCAUGCACAGUAACGGUUCUUGUCCGACCACCGACCCAGGCGCAAUCCAUGCAAACACAGAUGCCGACGACUUUUAUCAUUGGCUAGGGCUAUUUAUGCUAGUUCCUCUUUUGGCGAGGCAGGUGGUGACAGUCAAGAGCUUAAUGGUUUGUUUGGAUCGAGUGUUGGUUGUCGAAACGAACAACUAGUUGAGACCGGAGGAGAGUUGAUUGGAACAUACCAGGAGGCUGUAGGCUGUGUUAUUGUCGGGCGAUGAACAUGAAUAUUUCAAUUUUUCG